CCUAUUUUUCCGCACCCACAGCCCAUACACCUCCUUCCCUUCCAUGCCCUCUUCACCUUGCUCUUGUCCUUUCUCUGGAAAAGUGAAGGUACUUCGCCUUCCUUGUCUUGUCGUCACUCACCUUGUCGCCUGAGCAGGAAUCUGGGACUCUGAUUCACCGCAAUCCAGAUCAAAGAAGGAUAAGAUUACACCGACUGCUGUAGGUCCCAAGGGGGUUUUGUCUACACCUUCUCCGGUGCAAGGAGAUUCCAGUCCACUUACUUGCGAUCAUCCAAGGCAUCUGCGAUCAAAGAGAAUACCCACAACGAGAUCGGACAGAGUCAUAGCCCAGCGAGCCUCCCGUGCUCCCCCUUGUCCGCUUUGCUGUCGCCUCUUGAUCUACUGCAGCAAUGGACCACGACAAUAACCGUCUUCGACUGAACUUUCAGUUCGACAACCAACAUAAUUUUGAUGCCGCCAAUGCUCGAAUGUAUCCCACUACUCCAUCCACCUUUCCUCAGCCGAUCUAUGGCACUCAACAGCAAGAUUAUGCUGGUGGUCUCGUGUCGCCAAAUCCCAACACGAACACCGGCUAUUUCUUGAAUCAACAAUACCCUUCUCAGUCGCAUCAGGCUCAAUAUCAGCAGCAAUAUCAGUACCAGCCACAGGGUGGCCUCCAAUCUCCUCAACCCGCCUACCAAGCGAACUCACGGCCCUACAUGACGAACAACAAUGAUGCAACGAGUGGUCUCAUCCAACAGUUUUCCAACCAAGAUUUAGGGGCGACCCCACGUGUCAACGCCAACCGCACUCCGUCACCUGCCAUGUCGCGUCCUCGGACAGCCGGCGAGGCCAGACAAGUCCAGAAUCCCUACCAAAGUCAUCUUGCACCACCGAUGCCGAGACCUUCACCAAAACCUGAAGAGGAGGAACAACCAAACCCGCGCAGAUACUCUGAUAAUGUUCUUAAACGAGGGACGGCUGCUAAGCAGUUGGUUAACAGUUUCUUUCAAGAGAACAUUGAGCGAGCCAGGGAUAGGAACAGUCGUGCGAAAGAGCUGGAGGCCCUACUCAAGAACCCCGCCGUCAGCGAUAUCGAGAAACAAAAGGAAAUCAACACUCUCGCGCAGAAAGAGGCGCGCUUCCUACGCUUCAUCCGAACGCGAGAAGUGCCUUCAAACUUCACUACCAUCAAGGUCAUUGGCAAAGGAGCAUUCGGAGAGGUCAAACUGGUGCAACGCAAAACUGACGGAAAGAUCUAUGCUUUGAAGUCUCUGAUAAAGUCGGAAAUGUUCAAAAAGGAUCAAUUGGCCCACGUUCGAGCGGAGCGUGACAUUCUGGCAGACUCCAAGGACAACCCAUGGCUGGUUAAGCUACAUGCUUCGUUCCAGGACAACACGUACCUAUACAUGCUGAUGGAAUUCUUACCCGGUGGUGAUCUGAUGACUAUGCUGAUCAAAUACGAAAUCUUCUCGGAAGACAUCACGCGGUUCUACAUGGCUGAGAUUGUCAUGGCUAUUGAAGCUGUCCAUAAGCUUGGCUUUCUUCAUCGUGACAUCAAGCCAGAUAACAUCCUCCUGGAUAGAGGUGGUCAUAUCAAAUUGACUGACUUUGGUCUCUCUACCGGCGGUCGCAAACAGCACGAGAACUCGUACUACCAAGCACUUCUCAAGGCUGGAGCCAACGAUAAGUCAGGAAACCGAAAUUCGAUGGCCCUGAAUGAGCAGAUAAAUCUGACCGUCAGCAACCGGGGGCUGGUGAAUACUUGGAGGAAAUCGCGUCGUCACAUGGCCUACUCGACAGUAGGGACACCGGACUACAUUGCUCCUGAAAUUUUCCUCGGUCAAGGUUACACGUAUUUAUGCGACUGGUGGUCCGUUGGAGCCAUUAUGUUCGAAUGCUUGGUUGGCUGGCCACCCUUCUGCGCCGAAGACACACACGACACAUAUCGCAAGAUUGUCAACUGGCGGGAAUCGUUGUAUUUCCCAGAUGAACUGGUCUUGGGUCGAGAUGCCGAAGACAUGAUCAGAAGUUUCCUCUGUGACGCCAAUGAUCGAUUGGGCAAAGAGGGAGGAGCACAUGACGGCGCGUCGUCCAUCAAGAAACACCCUUUCUUCCGAGGAGUGGUGUGGGAUCAACUACGGAAAAUCCGAGCACCAUUUGAACCGAAGCUGUCGUCGAACAUCGACGUCAGCUACUUCCCCAUUGACGAGAUUCCUCAAGAGGAUAACAGCGCGAUGCACCGGGCACAUGCCAAACAGAUCUCGCCAGAACAAGACGCCGAAAUGAGCUUGCCAUUUAUUGGAUACACAUACAAAGCGUUUACUGCAUUCCAAAACUCAUAGAGAAGACGCCGCGGCUUGCAAAAGGAGAACGAGAAGAAAACGGACGAGAGGAGUAUGAGAAUGUCACAUCUCUAGCAUGAAUGUCGAUGAUAGAAUGCAUGUGGGGGGCUCAAAAGCAUUCAAGAUAUACGUAUCACGGCGAAGUUGCUGGCCGCUCGGGCGGGCAUAUCCUGGAUGAACACGGGAGAAAGGCGAGCAUUUUCAUGGCUUUCAACCACAUUUACCCAGCCCAUACAGGGUUGCGUUGGUCUACAGAGAUUGUGCUAUCCAAGCACUCUCCUUUUUUCGUUACAGCUGUUAGCAUGUCUUUAGCCACAAUCUAAUCGAUUGAAAGGACUGCA
Molecule: messenger RNA, 2665 nt
Organism: Cladophialophora immunda
Lineage: Eukaryota; Fungi; Ascomycota; Eurotiomycetes; Chaetothyriales; Herpotrichiellaceae
Exons: 3
Coding region: 390-2324 (644 amino acids)
Biological process (GO): intracellular signal transduction; peptidyl-serine phosphorylation
Molecular function (GO): protein serine/threonine kinase activity; ATP binding
Source: RefSeq, a predicted model, not a curated record